Molecule: messenger RNA, 676 nt
Organism: Durio zibethinus
Lineage: Eukaryota; Viridiplantae; Streptophyta; Magnoliopsida; Malvales; Malvaceae
Source: RefSeq, a predicted model, not a curated record
AAUUAUUUUCAGGAUCUGAUCUAGACUCUUUAAAAUGGUUUUGCACAAGCUGAGCUAAUGCAUGCCAGGUGGGCAAUGCUGGCUGUGGCAGAAAUACGCGUACCAGAAUUGCUUGAGAGGCUGGGUUUAAUUGAGAACUUCACAUGGUAUGAUGCCGGUGCUCGAGAAUACUUUGCAGACCCUACAACCUUGUUUGUAUUGCAAAUGGCAUUGACGGGUUGGGUUGAAGUCAGAAGGUGGGCUGAACUGAUUAAGCCAAGGAGUUUAGACAUUCAACUGAAACUUCCUAACAAGAACCCAACGCCUGAUGUUGGAUACCAAGGUGGGUUAUGGUUUGACCCGAUGUGCGGAAGAGGGUCCUCAGAACCAGUGGUGGUGUUGAGGACUAAACAGAUCAAGAAUGGGCGUAUUGCUAUGCUAGCAUUUUUUGGCGUCUGCUUCCAAGCUAUCUAUACCGGCAAAGGCCCUAUUUAGAACUUGAUGGUUUAUAUUGCAGACCCCAGUCCCUGCAACAUUUUUCGGCACUGCUCUUCUCCUGGUUAGAAAUCAAAUUAAAUUAUUCAACUGGGAAAUAUUUAUUAUAAUAUGAAUUUUACCACAUUCCAUUUAGUUGAGCCUAUGGCAACUAAAGUAAAGCUGCCAAUGGGAGUAGGAUUGAUAUAUGACAUUACAUGUU